This is a messenger RNA of Cladocopium goreaui, 2204 nucleotides long. The record is from the annotation of a GenBank genome assembly. Lineage: Eukaryota; Dinophyceae; Suessiales; Symbiodiniaceae.
UGUUGGCUCAAGCGCUGAACGUUAGGAGACAGCGCAGGAAGAUAUGCCGGAGGACGACAAAAGCAAUGCCGGCGUCGGGUUGAUUUAUCCACCACCCGAUAUCCGUGGUGUCAUUGACAAGACAGCUCAGUUCGUGGCCAAAUGUGGAGAGGGGUUCGAGCAACGUGUGUUGAGAGAACAGAAUCACACCAAGUUCGCCUUCUUGUUGCCCAACAAUCCCUACAGGCCAUACUAUGAGCACAAAGUGAGAGAGUUCAAGACCGGUGUGGUAGAGGAAACGAAGCCAGAAGUGCCCCAGGCCAUCAUAGAUCAAAAGGCCAAAGAGGAUGAGAAAAAGAAGAAGAAGGAGCAGUUGAAAGCUCUGACCAUGGGAGAAAAGAAGAAGAAGUUGGUGAAGCCUCCACCCCCAGAUCAGUAUGUGGUGAAUCACCCCUACAUUGCGCCCAUGGACACAGACAUCAUCAAGCUCACAGCACAGUUUGUAGCGCGCAAUGGGCAGAAGUUCCUGAUUGGUUUGACCCAGCGUGAAAGUCGAAAUCCUCAGUUUGACUUUCUGAAGCCAACCCAUGCGCUCUUUGGAUACUUCACCUCUCUAGUGGAUGCCUACACCAAGUGUCUCAUGCCCAACAAGGACGAGGUCGAGAAGCUCAAGAAGUGCAUCAGCAACUACCAGGAGGUGAUGGACAAGGCCAUGGCUCGCUUCCAAUGGGAUGAACAAGAGGAGGCCAACAGGGUUUCCCGGGAGGAGGAGAUGAAGGAGGAGAAGGAACAGAUGGCACAGAUUGAUUGGCAUGACUUUGUGAUCGUGGAGACCAUUGAGUUCACUGCAGAAGAUGACACUCUUCAGUUGGCAGCACCCAUUGAUCCUGCCACCCAUGCUCCAAAGGGAGCACCUGCGCCUUUGGAGCAAGCAGGCACCAUGUUUGCAGAGGCCAAGAUUGAAAAGCCCAAGGGCGUGGAGGAAGAAGUUCGAGAGUCCGAGUCCAUAGCAGUGGAUUUGGAGAAGGAAGAGCGUGAAAAGCGAGAGCGCGAGCUCGCCGAACAGCGAGAGCGUGAGGAGAGGGAGAGGGAAGAACGUGAAAAAGAAGAGAGGGAGAGGCAGGAAAGAGAAGCUGAAGAGAUGGUGGAGGAAGAGCCUUUGGACAUGGAGCCAGAGAUUCCUUUGCCCAUGCAGGAACCAGAGAUGAAGGUCCGAAAGGACUAUGUGAGACAGAAGAAGGGCAGCGCGCAACGAUUGAUGCAGCGAUGUCCCAUCACCGGUCAGCUGAUUGCAGCGGAAGAAAUGUCCAACCACUUGAAGGUGUUGCUUUUGGAUCCUAAGUGGAAGCAUCAGAAGGAUGCAUUGGUGGAGCGAGCCAGGAAAGAAUCUGCCUUUGCAGAUGAUGUCGAGGCAAACUUGGCCAGUUUUGUGGCUAAGAGGCCUGAUUUGUUCGGCACAGUUGAGGAGGAGAUUCGAGAGGCCGCUGAGGCCGGUGCGGAGGCAGCUGCACGAGAUGCAGGUGCAGAUGCCGGUCCGGCCCACACAAUGGUGCCGCCCACCGCCUACGAUCCACAGCCGAAGAAGGCUGCCCUGCCUGGCACCGGUGGUGCAGGGGCUGCAGCCCUGCAGGGUCCUGGCAUGCAGGCCCUGCCUGCGGGACAGCAAGGUCCCAUUGCUGGUGUGUCCACCAUCAACGCCAGGCUGCCCCAAGCCUCCUUGGCCAAUCAGGGUGCCAGUGCCAGCGGCGUGAAGCCUCCAGGCAUGGUGGCAGGCACUGGGCCUAUGGCUUUGGCGGAUGACGACGAUGACGAUGAUGAGCCCGCUGCCAAGAAGCCGAGAUUGGAUGAUGGCAGCCUGUUGGCGGAGGAAACUUGGGUGAACAAAUACCCAACUCCGAUUGCCAUCAUCGUUCAGGUGGGCCUUGGUGCUGAUGCUCUUGCCGCCGGCAUCGAACCUGCCAUGCCGAUGGAAGUGUCGGUGCGACAGAAGGUCCAGGAGCUCAAGAGCAAGCUGCAACCCAAGGUGGCGGCUGCUGGAGUCAAUGUGGCAAACAUGAAGUUGAAGGUUCAGAACACAGGUUACAUCCUGAAGAAUGCGCAUUCCUUGGCCUUCUACAACAUUGGUCCUGGCUGCAUCAUCGAGCUCUCCCGAAAGACACGUGGUGGAAAAUAGCACGUGAAGAUAUGAGACGAGAGUGGCACAGGCACAACUCGAAGCGCGAAAA